Molecule: messenger RNA, 1944 nt
Organism: Fundulus heteroclitus (mummichog)
Lineage: Eukaryota; Metazoa; Chordata; Actinopteri; Cyprinodontiformes; Fundulidae
Product: ubiquilin-1
Exons: 11
Coding region: 86-1744 (552 amino acids)
Biological process (GO): ubiquitin-dependent protein catabolic process
Cellular component (GO): cytosol
Molecular function (GO): polyubiquitin modification-dependent protein binding
Source: RefSeq, a predicted model, not a curated record
ACACACACACACACACACACACACUCCAUUCAGAGACUGCCGCUCCAGGGCUGCCUGGUACCCCUCAUCCUCUGCCCGGACAAACAUGUCAGACUCAGUGAAAGACGAAGUGGCGAACGCCGAUAAGUCUGAGAGGAUCCACGUUGUCCUCAGAGGUGUCACCGAGAGCGGGGCGUUCGCCAUCAGAGGAGACUGCACCGUCAGACAGCUGAAACGACGUCUGUCGGAGCGGCUGCGCGCCCCAGCGGAGCGUCUGGUGCUGACCCGCUCCGGACGGGUCCUCAGGGAGUCAGAACUCGUGAGUCACAUCAAAGAACGGAAAGGAUGUGUCAGCCUCUGCAGCAGCCGGAGCCCUGAUCCUUCACCUGCUCGGGCCAUCAGCGACCCGACUUCAGAAGCUGUUCAGUCCGAGCUAACGGCUGAUCCUGAUCCAGACCAAACACAGACUCCUACUUCUCCGCUCUACCUGGUCGAGGGUCUGGACAGCCUUGGCUUGGAAAACAGCCGAUCCAGCUUUUUUACGGCCCUCCGGAGCCUAACGGAGAGCCGGCUACAGAGCGACCCAGAGAUGACGCACCGUGUCCCGGCCAGCCCCCCGGUGCAGAACACGCUCUGCACCUCCAGCCCUCAGUCAGCGAGACGGCUCAGUCUGUCUAAUCCACAACUUCAGCAGGUACUGAAAGCAAACCCUGAGGUUGAGGACAUGUUUAACAUCUCAGAAAAGCAGGUGCCGGAGCUCAUCGGGGAGCCUGAAAUGAUGGAGGAAGCGAUGCAAAAUGUAGGCAGAUCUUCAGAAAACGUGGCCUUGGUGCAGGGUAACCACGAAAACACGGCUGCUCUGGAUGUCCUUCAAACAACGGGUGAAAAAAUGCAGCAGCAUCAUCGUAAACAAUCCCAGGAAGCGACGUUCCCAUUAGUGACCACAUCGAGGGAAAGUCAUCAGAAAGCAGAAGGACGAAGCAGCCCACCUCUUGCCAGUGACUACAGAGAUCCCCACAGAGAGCUGACGGCUACACCCCGAGCCGGUUCAAGCUUUCAGAGCACUCUCACAGCAGUGGCUGCUGCCCUCCUUCCUGCUGCAGGUAUGCAGUCGCUCCUGGAGGGGAUCAGUGCCAGGCCGGGUCUGAUGGAAAGUCUCAUGUCUGGGCCGCACAUCAACAGUCUUCUGAACUGCCUCAGCCAGAACCCGGACUUUGCUGCACAGAUGCUGCUGAGCCAUCCUUUGUUCUCUGGAAAUGUUCCUCUGCAGGAGCAGAUGAGGCAGCAGAUCCCUCUCUUUCUGCAACAGAUGCAGAGUCCAGAGCUGCUUUCUGCGAUGCUGAACCCCCGAGCCAUGGAGGCUUUGCGACAGAUCCAGCAUGGUCUACAGACGCUGGCUGUGGAGGCCCCCCUCCUCAUGCCUGUGGCUGGACUUGGAACCAGUGGCGGUUCUGGUCCAAACAGUGCUUCUGAGCAUCCAUCGGAUCCUGACCAGAAGAACCAGUCUGGAUGCAGUCCUCAGAAAGUCCCUCUGACGCAGCAGCAGCAGCAGCAGCAGCAGCAGCAGCAGCAGCAGUUUGUGCAUCAGAUGCUAAAGGCACUAGCUAACACCAGCAAUGAGGUCCGUCGUGAGGAAGAGGAGGACUUCCAGGAGGAGUUGCAGCAGCUGAGCUCAAUGGGCUUCAGAGACAAACAGGCAAACCUUCAGGCCCUCAUCAGCACAGGAGGAGACCUGUGCUCUGCUCUACAUCUGCUCAGUCUCUGACAGAACAGCAGUAAACCAAGGGUCAGCUGUUGAGAAACAUCCGAUGCAAGUGCAAGCCAUAUUUCUGCACACGAGGCAUGAUUUAAUCCCGGUAUGGUGGUAAGUUACUUGUACUGGUAGAAACGUACGUCACACCAACACAACCGAGCACUAACAUAGCUGUAGGUAGAUGUUAUAAGCGUUAAUUAAACAGGGUCAUU